Molecule: messenger RNA, 1701 nt
Organism: Entamoeba invadens IP1
Lineage: Eukaryota; Evosea; Mastigamoebida; Endamoebidae
Product: mitogen-activated protein kinase kinase, putative
Exons: 2
Coding region: 1-1701 (566 amino acids)
Biological process (GO): autophagy; autophagosome organization; peptidyl-serine phosphorylation
Cellular component (GO): autophagosome; cytoplasm
Molecular function (GO): protein serine/threonine kinase activity; ATP binding
Source: RefSeq, a predicted model, not a curated record
AUGAGUAUUAACCGAGCUGUACGUCGAAUGCCCAAUGGUGAUUUAUGUCAAUUCAUGAUCUACCGCAUACAAACUGAUCUUAACAAUUCUUCCCUCAACACUGCUCUUCAAGCCCGAGCAGAGAUUCUUAAAGUCAAUCAAAUGCACAUUUACAACGAAAAGACAAAAAUUUCAAAAAUUCCGACACUGCGAGAAAAAGAUCAUCCCUAUGUAAUUAAGUGUUGUGGUGGCUUCUUCGCUUCACCCUACAACAACUUGGAGUUUUGGAUCGUUUGCGAAUAUUCCACGAACACCACACUGCUCAGUUACAUGAACAAAAACGAGCCGUUUUUCUCGGACGAAGUGCUGACAAUCAGUUACGCUUUAGUCAAGAUAUUGAAUUAUUGUUACAUCGAGUUUAGAGCACCGUAUAUCCACUUAAUCCCUCAAAACAUCUUUUUGGGCCGGAACCCAACAUCCCCAUUUCCUCAAGCAAAAAUAUCGCCUUACGCAUUUAUGCCCCAUCGAGGACACGACGAGGCGGACGCGCAACCAUUCAUCUCAAAUGAUUUUCGAGCCGGUGUUCGUGCUGAAAUAGUAUCGGUGUGGUCGUUUGGUGUUAUACUGUAUCGGAUGAUCACUGGUGUAGUUCCGCGAGUCGACGAAAACUGUGUUAUUUUAGAAUCUGAAUUAAAAGCAGUUGACCAUCUCGAAGCAGCAAAUUUGAUCCGGCAAUGUGUGAAUGCCCCAUUCCAUCGUCCUUCACUUGAAGCACUACGCCGGCACCCAUUUAUUCAAGAGUGUCAUCUCCACACAAAACUCCCAAAGAUCGAACCCAAUUUUGAGGUCUUGACUGUCAUAGGGAAGGGGCAGUUUGGGAGUGUAGUGCACGCUGUUGACAAGAGAAUUGGCAUUAAUGUAGCUAUUAAAGAGAGUUUUGGAACACAAUUGGCGUAUUUACAAAAGGAUGCAAGAACGAUGAGAGCGUGUCAUUGCCCACAAUUGGUGGAAUAUUACGGGUACUUCCAAUUGUCAUACUCACUGAGCGCAUCGUUCAACUCAACGUUUGGGGGGGUUUCCGACACACAUGGGUAUUUGGUUAUGGAGUUGUGUUCGGGUGGGAACUUAGAGGAAUAUCUCAUGCGAUACCCUGGGAGUCUCCCAAGCAAUUACAUUCGAUCAUUUUUGAGAGAUAUUUCUCUGGGUUUGAGGUACCUCCACUUUGUCAAAGGACUUGUCCACAGAGACUUAAAACCAGAAAACAUUUUGUUGUGUCCGUUUCAGCCGAACGAAAUUCCACAAGUCAAAAUCACUGAUUACGGAUUUAGUCGAGCUAUUCUGGACGAUAAACUCGCAAGCGAAAAGGGAAGUCUGUUGUUUGAAGCGCCUGAAAUCAUGAGACACGAAGUUUACUCGAGUAAAAGUGACUUGUAUAGUCUUGGUAUCAUUUUGUAUCAUUUAUGUACAAAGGCAUGGCCCUUUGGCUGUCAAAAAGAUUCUUUCUUCGAAGGAAUGACUCUACGAAAAAGUGUGCAGUUUCCACCGUCCGUGUUCAUUGAAGAAUAUCUCAAAGACUUGAUGUGUAAAUUAAUAACUCAUGAAGAGUCACAACGGAUCGGGUGGAAGGAGUACUUUGUCCAUCCUUACGUCCAAAUAUGUCUCUACGACAAGGAAGACACCAAAAUGAGUUACAACAAGCACGAGAUGUAUUGUUUUAAUUGA